AUGUCAUGCGCCGGAGCUGUCCUCUUUUUCCCCGGGUUACUCCUGCUCCUGCUCUCGGUGACAGGUGCAAAUGCCCAGGUGGAUUUCAACGGGACUUAUGUACCUGUCAAUAUGACACAGGAGGAGAAAGAUCUGUUCCUGGAUGUUCACAAUGAACUGCGGGCGAAAGUGGACCCGGAAGCCGCCAACAUGGUGUUCAUGAAGUGGGACGAGCCCCUAGCAGAGAUGGCCCAGGCUUGGUCCGCCGAGUGCGUGUGGGGCCACGGCCAGACCGAGCCCAACAUUACCCCCUUCAAACAAAUCGGCCAGAACCUCUACCGCAUCAGCGGCUACGGCAAUCGGCCUAGCGGGCGCGCAGUAAGCCAGGCCUGGUACAACGAGAUCAGCUGGUACACGCUGGAGACGAACGCCUGCCAGGAAGGCAAGGUCUGCGGCCAUUACACGCAGCUCGCAUGGGCAAACAGCCACUUUCUGGGAUGCGCCAUGUACUUCUGUGAGAAUGCCACUGGUGACGGCCGUGUACAAUACAACAACGUGUGGAUCGUCACCUGUAACUACGGCCCUGCCGGGAAUGUCAGAAGUUUGAAGCCGUACAAACCAGGUCCGAAUUGCACGAAAUGUGACUCGGGUGUAGGAGAGUGCUACAACAGCCAAUGCCGUAAGUGUUUUAGUAGUUAA
Messenger RNA from Patiria miniata (bat star), 678 nucleotides. Its product is annotated as peptidase inhibitor 16-like. The record is from RefSeq and is a predicted model, not a curated record. The transcript is spliced from 4 exons. The coding region runs from base 1 to 678 and encodes 225 amino acids. Gene Ontology annotation, cellular component: extracellular region. Lineage: Eukaryota; Metazoa; Echinodermata; Asteroidea; Valvatida; Asterinidae.